AUGACAACUAGAAAAGAUAGAAAGGAGAUCUUAGACUCCUUAGAAGAUGAAUUCCGAUCAGAUCUAUCAAUCCAUUUAUAUUCUACAGUUCUUCUACAUCGAGUUAAUCCUUAUUUCCCUCGACGUCAAUGGUCUGCAUGGCCGUUAGAUUUUGAUGAUGUUCCAAUACCGAAACAUGAAUAUGAAGAUAAUUUAAUAAUAAAUGAAGGGUAUUAUGAUAAGGAUAUAGAAGUUGAUUAUGACGGAUAUAGACGAGUAAGGAAUCAAUAUAAGAAACUGCGUGAUAAAACCAGGCUGAUUGUUUCUAAUGACAAUGAAGAUGAGUCAGAAGAAGAAGAAGAUAGUGAUCUGGAUAAUGAAAGCUCGGAUCAGGAACAGGAUAUCCAAAUCAAAAAGCAGGAAUAUGACCCAAUAGAUCUCGUCAAGAAACCAAUUAUAAAAGUCACAAUGAAAGAAUCGGUCCCCAAUUCAAAGACUCUCCUACUUAAUGAAUUAUCAUCUCAGAUCCAAUCCAAAAUCAAUCAAAAGAUAUCUAAAAUGAAACAACAUGGAAAGAUCAAUGAUAGUCUAGAAACAAGUGAUAGCAUGUCUUCGAAUGUCAUGUUUAAACAAUUGUCACAUCAGCUUGCCAAUCGAUUUGAUAAUAUGCUUAAUGAAUUGCUAACUACCACCACUAAUACUACAAGCCAACCUAUUGGAUGGCAACGGGUUCUUCAAAGUGCACUCACAAGUGAAAAGUCUCCAUAUAAAAAGUUGAAUACUGAAACUUAUAGAAAAUUAUAUUCUCGUUGUGAAGAUGCAUUUGAGAACAUUCAGUAUAAUUAUGAAUUUGAUGAUUUGGAAGAGGAUAUGCCCCAAGAUGAUAUUGAAGUGAUUGGAAAAAAUGGGUUUAAUGUUGUUAAUUAUUUGAUGUCAUUGAAGGAUGAACAACUGACAUCAGGAAGAUUACCCUAUGAAGGAUUGGCAAAAGAAUAUUUAUUGAAGCGUGAAGCUAAGUUGGAACAAUCAAGGACUUUAAAGCAUCAAUUUUUUAAGAUGUUAGAAAUUCAGGAAAAGUAUCAAGAGAUGGAUUGGGAUAAACACAUUAAAAGAAGUCGAAAAAAACAACGGAUCGCCUUGGAGGAAGAUCUAAGUAAUGUUGAAGAAUUAAGAAGGAUGAUUUGUCAAGAUGAAAAUAAUACCAUUGAUGAAGACACGUACUUGAUAAACAAAUAG
Molecule: messenger RNA, 1215 nt
Organism: Hemisphaericaspora subhashii
Lineage: Eukaryota; Fungi; Ascomycota; Pichiomycetes; Serinales; Debaryomycetaceae
Exons: 1
Coding region: 1-1215 (404 amino acids)
Source: RefSeq, a predicted model, not a curated record